Messenger RNA from Penicillium chermesinum, 810 nucleotides. Its product is annotated as exosome non-catalytic core subunit SKI6. Lineage: Eukaryota; Fungi; Ascomycota; Eurotiomycetes; Eurotiales; Aspergillaceae. Gene Ontology annotation, cellular component: nucleolus; cytoplasmic exosome (RNase complex); nuclear exosome (RNase complex). The record is from RefSeq and is a predicted model, not a curated record. The coding region runs from base 1 to 810 and encodes 269 amino acids. Gene Ontology annotation, biological process: rRNA catabolic process; poly(A)-dependent snoRNA 3'-end processing; U4 snRNA 3'-end processing. The transcript is spliced from 2 exons.
AUGCCUUUGGAAACGUCCACCACCUACCCCUUGACCAAGCUGCGCCUGGAUGGCCGCCGUUGGAACGAAAUGCGCGUCUUCCAAGCGCAGAUCUCCACGAAUCCAGCAAGCUCCGGCUCUUCGUACCUGGCAAUGGGGAAUACAUCCAUUAUGUGCUCAGUUCACGGUCCAGCUGAGGGCCGCCGAGGAGAGGCGAGUGGUUCAGCUGGGAGCGGAGGAGCUGUCGUCGAUGUGGACGUCAACGUUGCGGGAUUUGCGGGUAUUGACCGAAAGAGACGGGCUGGUGGAAGUGACAGACAAUCCACAAAUAUCUCAACAAUUCUUCGAUCGGCCUUCCAGUCACAUUUGCACACCUACCUUUACCCCCAUAGUACGAUCAGCAUUCAUGUCUCCGUGCUCUCAUCCGACGGCUCUCUGCUUGCGGCUGCUAUCAACGCAUGCACACUAGCGUUGGUGGACGCUGGAAUCCCUAUGCCAGGGCUUCUCUGCGGUUGUACUGCAGGCAUGACUGGCAGCGCUUCUACACCCAAAGAUCCGCGGGAGGACGAACUUGACCCACUUAUGGACCUUUCUCUCCCUGAGGAACAAGAACUCCCAUACUUAACCAUUGGGACUACUACCAUGGUGCCUGUAGGACAGAACAAUAUGGAUGAGGACGAGGAGGAUGGAGAGACUAAAGUGGCGGUUCUAAACAUGGACUCCAAGGUACAUUAUACGUAUCUGGACUCUCUUGUUCCUGUUGCCAUCGAUGGUUGCAGAGAAAUCCGUGAGUUGAUGGAGGGUGUGAUCAGAGGAUCCCAACGCAUGUGA